CUAGCCUUCCCGGGAAACGGGAUCCCUUGCUUUCCUUCUGACACCGCUCGACAUGUCUUCCUCCUCCCUUCUUCUGUUACUCUUCUUCUUCUUCCUUCACCUCCCUCUCCUCUUCCUGCCCACCCUCGCCGCUGGCCACGUUGAGUCGCCGGCCUCGCCGUCGAACGGCACCACCGUUUAUGACCUGCUUCCGGAGUAUGGCCUGCCGCCCGGCGUUCUUCCGGACACCGUCAAGUCCUUCUCGCUCGCCAGCAACGGCCGGUUCGUCGUGGAGCUCUACGGCCCCUGCUACAUCGACUUCGAGUACCUGGUCUACUACGCCCCCCGCGUGUCCGGCGUCAUCAAGUACGGCGGCAUCGCGAGUCUCGAGGGCGUCCAGGUCCGCCGCUUCAUGGUCUGGUUCGACGUCGGCGGCAUCAUGGUCGACGUCCCCUCCUCUGAGUUCAUCUACUUCCAGGUCGGAUGGAUCACCCGCAAGCUCGGCAUCGAGCAGUUCCAGACCGUGCACUCCUGCAGGGGCAGUCUCUCGCUGCUCGGCCGCGCCAAGGAGGUCGCCCGUUCCAUGCUCGAGAGCAUUUUUGCACCUCAACUGUGACGAAUUAAUGUGAGAAGACAAAACCAGCUGGCUAAUGCAUGGAAAUUCUAAAGAUCUAAUGGCCAUUUUGAAUCACAUGGCAUGAACCAGGAAGUGCUAUUGCAGAAGAUUUUCAAGAGGUGAAAGGUCAGAAGUGUUAGGAUACACUUCCGACCCAAACACCACUCAUCUUGAGUUCCUGUUCCAUUACAUAAAAAUUAAUUGUAGUUUGUAGUUUUUCAUUGACAGAAUGGCAGUAGUUUUUCUCUAAAGAAAUUUUCUGGAAUAGCAUGUUUGUAUUUUCAAAAUUUUGUCCAAACCACCCCCGAUAGAAUGAUGAAAGUUGCAUGUCUGAAGGAAUUUUUGGGCUGAAAAUUGAGUAAUGUUACGAUUUUCCUGUCACAUAUAUUGACAUGCUCCUUUUAGUAGGAAAACUUAAUCAAGGUAAAUAUUCUCAUGGUCACCUUUCAACUCUCUAUUGCCUCAAGUAUGAUUUCUCAACCAAUAGUCCUUGCACACUAGAUUUAACUUCUUUUCAAGUGAACAAGCUCUAGUCAUUCAUGUGCAGAACUACAGUGAAUUGAUUCCUGAUUACUCUCAAUUUACUUGAUUUGUGUUGCAGUAUCCACAUCAGAAUUCUCCUCUGUGAUUUAUUUUUUUCCUCUUUGCUAUGUGAAUCCAGACUCAUUCCUGUUAUGGCAAACACAAAACAGAAGGUUAACUGAUGACUAAAAGUACUCGUAGCUUAUUGUUUCCAGAGAAUUGAGUGAAAUGUGUUUUUGAGUUGUGUAUCCUACGUAUCCUGUUCUCUAGCGUUUUAGAUUUCUUCUGCUACCUCAGGAUAUUAGCCUGAUUUGGAAGUCGUUCCUUUAUUUGAAAAACAUUUUAUGUUAGGCUCAUAUGUACCAUUACACAUUAUUUGUUCUAUACAAUUUUGGUUGUAAAACUAAGCAUGGACAAUUAUAAGAAAGAAUCUUGUGGAGUAAGUGUUUCUAAAUUAUAAAGCAGAAAAGAUAGUUCAUGAUCAUGAUUGAGAUUUUUGU
Musa acuminata AAA Group (dessert banana) is the source of this 1617-nucleotide messenger RNA. RefSeq lists its product as uncharacterized. NCBI's taxonomy places the organism in Eukaryota, Viridiplantae, Streptophyta, Magnoliopsida, Zingiberales, Musaceae. The transcript is spliced from 3 exons. The record is from RefSeq and is a predicted model, not a curated record. Bases 53 to 595 code for a protein of 180 amino acids.